Messenger RNA from Salarias fasciatus (jewelled blenny), 432 nucleotides. RefSeq names its product cytochrome c oxidase assembly factor COX14 (gene cox14). The transcript has a single exon. The record is from RefSeq and is a predicted model, not a curated record. Lineage: Eukaryota; Metazoa; Chordata; Actinopteri; Blenniiformes; Blenniidae. The coding region runs from base 7 to 189 and encodes 60 amino acids.
GUCACCAUGGUGUCAGGAAAGCGGCUGGCGGACAUUGGAUAUCGGGCGUUCUCCGCCUCAAUGAUGGCGCUGACGCUGUACGGGGGCUACCUGUGCGCGAUGCGGGGCUAUCGCUACAUGGAGAGGCAGAAACAGCUGAAACUGGCAGCAGAGAAUCAAGACCCUGAAGUCAUCAAAGACUCCAGUUAGACGGACUGCUCUCCUUUCUUUGCACAGAUGUGGACAUUUCUCAUUCCCCCCCUCUUCCCAGGAUGGCUGUGUGGUUUCACCAAGGACACGGACUCCGUGCGAAGGUCGAGGUUUUGUUUAUGAAUCUUCUCCAAGCAAAUCAAGCAGGAACAUAUUUGCAUCAGUGUCCUCUGGCAGAUUGUUCUGUUGCCACAAUGAAGAUGGCUGUAAUUGUUUGUAAUAUAUUAAAUGCCUUCAACUGCA